Cololabis saira (Pacific saury) is the source of this 1187-nucleotide messenger RNA. RefSeq lists its product as uncharacterized. NCBI's taxonomy places the organism in Eukaryota, Metazoa, Chordata, Actinopteri, Beloniformes, Belonidae. The transcript is spliced from 6 exons. The record is from RefSeq and is a predicted model, not a curated record. The coding region runs from base 45 to 749 and encodes 234 amino acids.
UUAUCCAUCGGGUUCGGACACGAGGAACGCAGGCGAGGACAACGAUGGGACUGAGGCCGAUCCGGCUGUCGCUGGUCCUGGCGUGGAUGCUUCAGUGUACAACGGUCACUGAAACGUACACAAAAUUGGCCAAAGUUGGAGAUGACGUCACUUUUACAUGCGAGGAAGGUUGUCACAGCGCCACCUGGACGUGGACGGGGGACGGAGCCUCCGCCCGGCCGGUGCCGCUGGUUAAACAUGGACGACUGAUCCACCCUUUCUCCAGACUUGUAUUUAAUCCUGACUGCUCUCUGGUGGUCAAGAAUGUCUUGAUUGCAGAUGCAGGUUUCUUCAGCUGCACAUUUUCCAAACCAGCAGCACCAGGGUGGAAGGUGAACGGUGCUCAGCUGUAUGUGUUUACAGAUACGGUAAUACCUGAGCACCCAGUUUUAACCCAGAAAAACCAAGUGGUUACAGAAUCAGCUGAAAAAAAGGGAGCCAUGAUCGACGAGUCUCCAACGUCACCUACGGCGCCAUCUACAGGUCAUUGGUGGAGGUUGGUGCUCGUUCUGGUGGGUCUGGCUGCUCUGGUGGUCGUCGUUAUUUCAGUCCACAUCUGGACCAAAACUGAAGGUUUCAAACUCCAUCGUGACCAGAGCGACCGCCGGGAUGAGGACGCGGUUGUGAGCUAUGAAAAUGUCGGAGGGUUUCCUGCGGCCGUGAGGUUCCACAGAAGUGCUCCACCUGCAGCCGAAGGACGUUCAUUUUAGCAUAGUGUUCUGCCCUGUGUUCAGGUGCAUUUAUAAUGUAAUAGUAGAUUUUGUACAACAGCGCCCCCUUUUGGCCCCCAGCACAUUCCUCUGAAACAGAAAAACUCACAAAAUGACUGAAUGCUGGCAGCGCGUGUCGUAAAAGGAGACACGAGCCGCAUCCGUCUCUGGUUGCCUUGACGAUCAGCCUCUUCAACACCUCUCCAUUGUAGCGAUAAUUCAUAGUUUCCUUUGUUUUAUUCAGGCUUAUGUGGAAUUAAUUGGGAAAUAAUUCAAUUAAAAUAUGACUGGACUGAUAUUGAUUGACCUUUGAGAACCUUUUCUGUUUUCUGCUUAAUGUUAGAGAUGUUUUUGUGGUAAAUUAAACGACCAUUACAUAGAUUGUCUCUUUAUUUUCUGUUACUAUUUUUCUUUUUCAUUGCUUUGGUGUAUUUUAGU